Molecule: messenger RNA, 3545 nt
Organism: Lytechinus variegatus (green sea urchin)
Lineage: Eukaryota; Metazoa; Echinodermata; Echinoidea; Temnopleuroida; Toxopneustidae
Gene: ube3b
Product: ubiquitin-protein ligase E3B-like
Exons: 28
Coding region: 63-3269 (1068 amino acids)
Biological process (GO): ubiquitin-dependent protein catabolic process; protein polyubiquitination
Molecular function (GO): ubiquitin protein ligase activity; protein binding
Source: RefSeq, a predicted model, not a curated record
UAUAGGAGCGACUUCUUUUCAUCCUUCCGGAUAUUUUUGUAAACAAACUCAAAUUCGUCAAAAUGUUUAGUCAAAAAGAUACCUCCAAGAAGUCCGAACUCUUGGACAAGGCGAAAUCCUCUCGUACUGAGCGUGCUCUCCUUCGGAAGAAAGAGCAAUCUGUGGUCAGGAUACAGUCUCUUGUGCGAGGUUUUGUAUGCCGGAGGAGAUACAAGAGAGCCAUGUUACAGGAUAUUGACAAGAUUCUGGAUGCAAACCCUGGUAGCCCAGACAAUCCUGAUGCAAUCACACACUUUUUUCCAGCUGCUGAAGUUUAUACUGCUAUCAAGAGGUUCCUUUACAUAUAUGAUGAGAAGAAAGAUUUAAAGAGAUUUGAAAAAAUCUGCAGAUACCUGACUGCUAGUAUGGAAUCAAGUAAAGAUGCAAAGGUGUGGUAUGUUUCACUGGCUCUUACCAAAGAAUAUGUGUUACCGUGGAUUCAGCAACUCAAACAGAUACUAUGGCUCUGUGCAUCACAACUCAAGAAACUUAAGCCUGACUUGCCAAUUGCUGCCAAGAGCAUAGCCCUUCACCUUCACAUGCUCAUCACAUUCACAGAUACUGCUACAUGGAAGAUAUUUCAGAUACCAAAAGCUGAUGCCUUACGAGCCAGUAUGGGACAGAUCUGUUCUAAUGUCAUGGGCCAUCUUGUUGCCAAGGGACUGUAUCCUGUCAUCCAUACAUUGCUCAAGGAGGGCCUGACAAAGCGACAGCCUGCUCUGUCUCCGACAAUCCUUAACGCGACCAUGGUGGUAGCGUGGAGGCCUCUUGUAGCUGGGAAUUUCUCUUCCAAUCUACUCUGUAUCUUUAUCUCUCAUGUUCUCCCUGUGCCUGGCUUGUUCAGCCAUCUUUCUGUAGCUAAAGCAGAAACGCUGACAGCGAUGAAGAACAGUGCCCUCUUGCCUCAUUGCCUGAAGUACCUCAGCACAGAAGGAGGAUGCAGGUCUAUCCUGUCCAUGGUGGACGCUACUUAUUCUCUCUGUCUUCUUGCAAACAUGGUCCAUCUAGCUCAUCUUGAUAAUGAAAGCCUGAUUAAUAAUCUACAGAUAUUCAUGAAUGUGACAACCACGUUAUUGAACCACUGCCAGGCGUUUGUUGGAAAGAAGAAGUCGAACACCACAUCAUGGCAUCCUGUGUUAGGAUGGUUCUCACAGCCGUUUGAUAACAGGUUACAGGAGGCCAUGGGCUUUGUGACGCAGCAGUUGCAGCAUCUGUGGGGUCAGACCAUACUUCAGACUUGCGUUCUGGGUGUGCUCAAAGGACCUCAACCAGAAGAGGUCUCCAGCCAUUUAGAUGGCAAGACUCCAAAUAAAGGUGGCAAUAUUCUGAAGAAAUUGCAGCGCAUGACAUCAAAGCUGGGAAAUCAAAAGUCAUGCAAGAGCCUUAGCUCACAGGAAGUGAUCAUUGUGUGUUCGUUGUGUUCCAUGUAUCAGACUGCUCUCAGUACAUUGACCGAACUCAGGAGAGAUAUACUAACUGGCCUGAGUUAUCGGGACCUGCUCCUGCCUAGGCUGUGGAGAUUCAUAGCAGAACUAGGUCCUCAUGGUGGUCUCAGAGUGUUCCAGGACUGUUUGGCUAGUAGUCCAUCAGACCAGCAGUCUAUUCUCUCUGUGCUAAUGCUCUUCUGUGAUAGUGCCAGCUACCUCAUUGCAAUCUUGGAUGAUGGAGAGUUUUACGAUCAACAGAUUCCAUUUCAUCCUGAAGAUCUUCUAGCAGUGUCUUCAUUUCUCAACCUUUUCGUUUUCAAAGUCAUUUGGGAGCACAAUUUGGAUGAAAAUCCUAAGCUGCAGAGUCUAUUCAGCUCAACUCACACCCUACUAAUGUUGCUCUAUGAUAAAGAUUGUAGAAGGCAAUUUGCUCCUUCCUCACAUUGGCUUGUCAAGGACCUGAAGAUGAGCUCGUUCAAGUCCGAACUGGAGAAAAGCUCAAAGAGAGCAGAUCUCAUCCUUCAAAAAAUACCUCACGUCAUUCCACACAGAGAGAGAGUGAUAUUAUUCAGAAAACGAGUGAGCGAUGAGAAGAAGACUCUAGGUUAUACAGAAUCCCCAAUGUCACAGCCGCACUCGACAUACAUCACAGUACAUAGAAAUAGGCUUGUUGAGGAUGGGUAUCAGCAGCUUGCAUCAGUGCCAUCUCAGUCCCUCAAAGGCUGUAUCAGAGUCAACUUCAUCAAUGAACAGGGUCUUGAUGAAGCUGGCAUUGAUCAGGAUGGUGUCUUCAAAGAGUUUUUGGAAGAAACUAUCAAGACUGUCUUCAACCCUUCCUUAAACCUGUUCAAGACUACAGCAGAGCAAAGAUUAUACCCCAGCCCGACAUCAUACAUCAAUGAAAAUCAUCUUCCUCUCUUUGAGUUUGUGGGCAAGAUGCUCGGUAAAGCUGUCUAUGAGGGUAUUGUGGUGGAGGUGCCGUUUGCUCACUUCUUUCUGAGUCAGAUCUUGGAUCACAAUCACAGUACUCUCUACAGUCCCAUCGAUGAACUGCCCUCGCUUGACAAGGAACUCUACAAGAAUCUCACGUUUGUCAAGCAUUAUGAUGGUGACGUGGCUGAUUUAGAUCUUGGGUUUUCAUUAGAUGAAGACUUCAUGGGGAAGCUUGUCACUCAUGAAUUGAUUCCAGGUGGGAAGGCCAUUACAGUCAACAACCAAAACAAGAUCAAGUACAUCCAUCUGAUGGCUCACUUUCGCAUGUGCCAUCAGAUCCGGGAUCAGACCCGUGCCUUCAAGCGAGGAUUCCUCUCCCUCAUCAACCCCCAAUGGUUAGCUUGGUUCUCUGGUCCGGAAGUCCAGAGACUCAUCUCAGGAGAUGUAAACGCCCUGGACUUGAGCGAUCUCAGGAAACACACACAGUACUAUGGAGGUUUUCAUAAUUCCCACAGAGUGAUCAACUGGCUUUUUGAUAUCCUCAGCAAUGACUUUAACAUCCAGGAGAGGGGGCUCUUUCUCAAGUUUGUGACAAGUUGUUCUAAAGCUCCUCUGCUUGGAUUUGCUCAUUUGGAACCACCAUUCUCAAUAAGAUGUGUGGAAGUCAGUGAUGAUCAGGACACUGGGGAUACAGUCGGAAGCGUUCUGCGUGGCUUUUUACGCAUCCAGCGGCGCGACCCUGUCAGCCGCCUGCCGACCUCAUCGACGUGCUUCAAUCUCCUCAAGCUACCAAACUAUCAAAAGAAGAGCACGCUGAAAGAGAAGCUGCGUUAUGCAAUCACCAGCAAUACAGGAUUUGAGUUAUCAUAGCAUUGUUACAAUGACACUUACUUUACUUGUCCACGAUGCUGGAGGCUUGAGUGCCUGUUCAUCGAUCGUAGUAUCUCCUCUGGUGGUAGUACCGUAUCCAUGACAUUGAGCAAAUAAAAGACUUAACACGAGAAAGGACUGUCAGGAGUGUACAGAAGGUAAAUUGUUGAUUGCUUGGAAUCCGCUUUGUCUACAUCCUGGUUGGUCUGGGCCCCGUCUUACAAAGAGUUGUGAUCGAUAGGAUCAAUCACAACUAUGGACGGCCAGCAACGUCAA